This is a messenger RNA of Pungitius pungitius (ninespine stickleback), 1641 nucleotides long. RefSeq names its product F-box and WD repeat domain containing 12 (gene fbxw12). The transcript is spliced from 10 exons. Bases 52 to 1521 code for a protein of 489 amino acids. Lineage: Eukaryota; Metazoa; Chordata; Actinopteri; Perciformes; Gasterosteidae. Gene Ontology annotation, molecular function: protein binding. The record is from RefSeq and is a predicted model, not a curated record.
UUCGCUGUAACUUUGACAGGUGGGUGGGCCGCGACGUUUAUCGAUGUAAAUAUGGAUCUUCAUCAACCACAGCUGAUCGCCGAUUGCCUCAUUCACACGUUUUCUUUCCUGACCGAGGAGGAUUUGAUCCGCGCCUCCGCCGUGUGUAAAGAUUGGAAUGAAGCUGCAGAGACUCCUUGGUUAUGGAGGAGGAUGUGCCUGCAGCGCUGGAGCUUCUGUAACCUUUCCGUCCUGGGGAGUGAACAGGUGAGUCGCUCGUGGAAGAAAUACUUCCUGCGGCGUUGCCACCUGGAGAUGAAGAUGGCGAAAGGCAGCUCGGAAGGUUACACCUGCAAAAGCCUCCGAGGACACACAGGCAGGGUGGUGGGACUCGAAUACCUGCAGGGAAACUCUGCUCAGCAUCCGGACAUCUGGAACAGCAGCUCCACGGUGUGCAGCGCCUCCUCCGAUGGGACGAUCCGGGCGUGGGACAUCCAGAAGGGUCAGCUCCUGUGGUUCAGCCCCGCGCAGAGCCCCUUGACGGCGAUUGCGAGCGACGAGCAGUGCGACGUGGUGAUCUCCGCGGACUCCGCGGGCCACGUCAAGACGUGGGAGGGACGUACCGGCCAGGAGGUGGCCUCCUUCUCCACUGCGUCCGCACGCUGCGCGCUGCUUCAGUACAACGUCGGCAGCGACUGGUUUCUGACCGUCGGGACCAGUCAGGGAUCCGUGUGCACGCUCGCCGGCUCGGCUCUGGCUCUAAAGUCCAGCGUGGUGGUGUGCGGCGGCUUUAAAGUGGACACUUUACUAGUUUCACCGGACAGGAAGUGGAUCAUUGCUGGAUCCAACGACAACACGGAUUUGAGUCCGAAGGUGAUCCACGCGGAGAGUUUAACCUCGCCGUCGGAGGACAAAGACCCUCUGUGCCAGUCCGUGCCGGUCACCGGGUGCCAGGCCGCCGUCUUCAUGCCCACCCAAGCUGCCAGGCUGGCCCUCGUCCACCAGGGGCCACGCGGCACAGCCCUCACCGUCUUCGACGUCGCAAUUCAAAAGACCAAGUACAAGUCAGAGAUCCUGGGUGAGGAGCGAGAUGCGUGGCGCCUGACGCUUGGACCGUGGGAACACCGCGUCCAGCAGGUGGAGUCCUUCCCCUUGACGCUGACGUCGUGGUCCCCGCGCGUCCUUCUCGCAGCCAAGGACAGCGACGUCUUGGUGCUGGCCGCCGGCCUGGAGCUGAGCGUCUACUCCCUCAAAGGCGCCCUGCUCGCCAGCUUCAAAGAGCACACCAUGCCCAUCUCUUCUAUGUGUGUGGAUAGCUUCCGCGUGGUGACGGCCUCCCAGGACCUCUCCUUACGAGUGCUGACCUGGAGGAGCGACGGGGGCCCCGGGUGGACCCUGGAGAGCAAGUACCACCUGCUGGGAGGCUCUCACACCGUGUCCAGGGGCCUCACCGCCGUCGCCUGUGACUACUCCAGCAUUGUGGCCGUGGCGGAAGGGCAAGACGGGAAAGACGUCCUAAAGGCGUAUUCUUUCACCUCCUGAGUCCACAAGCAGCUCGCACGACCCACAGGAAGGAGGAGCGUUUUAUUUUUAUUUUUUAUUAUCAACUGUUUGUUACAUAUAUGCAGAGAAACUCUAUGUAAUGGGAAAGGCAUUAAUACA